CCGCUCUGACACUCUCACAAAUACACUAACCCUUAAGAGAUACACGGGCCCAAAGCAGCUGUUGCAGUCAUGAAGGUUUUUAUGGUACUAGCUGUUGCAGUGCUCUCUGGCUGCCAUGCCAACCUCUUCUAUGCUGAUGCGCCCAAGCCACAGCUGGAAGUGCUGACUGAUGUUUUCUGGGAUUACAUUGCUAAGGCCACACAGACGGCUGAUGAUACACUCCAGAUGAUAAGGAAAUCUCCAAUUGGACAAGAAGUCAAUGCCCGUCUGAAAGAAAGCGCUGACAUAGCCAGCAAGUAUGCAGUCACUCUCCAGGAACAGUUUCGGCCUGCAGCCCAGGACCUGAUCACCAAAGUCACCACAGAGGCUGAUGUGUUGAGAGAGCGUGUCACGCAGGAGCUAAACACAAUCAAGGAGAAGCUCCAGCCCUACACUGAGAACAUGAAGGCCCAGGUCCAGCAGAGAGUGGAGCAGCUCAAACAGGAGGUGGCCACCUAUGCAGACUCCCUGGAUUCUGAGGCCCUGAGGACCACCCUGAUGCAGAAGAGCGAGGAGCUAAAAACCAGCCUGGAGCAGAGUGUAAAGGAUCUGCAGUCCCAGCUGGGUCCGUACACAGAUGACCUGAAGCAGAAGGUGGACCAGCAUCUGCAGGACUUCCAAAAACGUGUUGCCCCCAUCACCGAGCAAGUCCACGUGGCACUGAGUCAAAGAGCCCAUCUAGUGAAACAAAUGGUGGCUCCCUAUGCAGAAGACCUUAAAGAAAAACUGGACCCUUAUGCCCAAGACCUCCAGGCUCAGCUCAUGUCCUUCUACCAGUCUUUUGUCAACACAAAUUAAAUCAACCUCCACCUGCUUCAUCAUUUGCUAAGCAUGUUAUUUAUUGAUAAGUGCAAACAUUCCAAAGCAAACCCCUGAACUUACCAAAAAUGUAAAUAUUUAGUUUUUAUUAUGUUGUGAAGUUUAAAAAUGUGACUUUUUUGUAAUUUCUGAAAUAA
Archocentrus centrarchus (flier cichlid) is the source of this 995-nucleotide messenger RNA. Its product is annotated as apolipoprotein A-IV-like. Gene Ontology annotation, molecular function: phospholipid binding; cholesterol transfer activity; phosphatidylcholine-sterol O-acyltransferase activator activity. Gene Ontology annotation, cellular component: extracellular region; high-density lipoprotein particle; extracellular vesicle. The coding region runs from base 70 to 837 and encodes 255 amino acids. Gene Ontology annotation, biological process: phospholipid efflux; lipoprotein metabolic process; acylglycerol homeostasis. NCBI's taxonomy places the organism in Eukaryota, Metazoa, Chordata, Actinopteri, Cichliformes, Cichlidae. The transcript is spliced from 5 exons. The record is from RefSeq and is a predicted model, not a curated record.